Chanos chanos (milkfish) is the source of this 1944-nucleotide messenger RNA. It is a transcript of the gene afg1lb, whose product is annotated as AFG1 like ATPase b. Bases 1 to 1563 code for a protein of 520 amino acids. The transcript has 13 exons. NCBI's taxonomy places the organism in Eukaryota, Metazoa, Chordata, Actinopteri, Gonorynchiformes, Chanidae. Gene Ontology annotation, molecular function: ATP binding; ATP hydrolysis activity. Gene Ontology annotation, cellular component: mitochondrion; cytoplasm. The record is from RefSeq and is a predicted model, not a curated record.
AUGGCGGCACUUGCGUCGCCUCUGACAACGAGAUGCCUCAUUCGGUUUAUUUUAAAAGAAACAAUUUCGGCAAAAACGAUUUGGUGUGCCGCUUCUAGAGUUACAAGGGGCUGCUCAACCACCACAAGACACACUGCUUCCUUAGGCACCUCUCCACGCAGUGGACUGCUUGACCACUAUGACAGCCUGGUCCGGUCCGGCACCCUGAAUCAGGACAUCCAGCAAAGAGCGGCUCUGUGUCAGUUAGAGCGUUUACAGACAGUCAUGACAGGAUAUACCAAUAUCCCCAUCACUUUGCCACAGUCAAAGGUGAGAGUCAAGGACCCAGACGCAAAGACGUCAGAAGACCUCGAACGGGGGGAGAGAGUUAAAACUGGGGGGCGGUUUAAGGGCGGUAAAUCGAAACAACAUAAGACUAAUCCUGAACUGAAGGACAAGGCCAGUGAUGCUGACACACAACAACAGACCCCGCCAAAGCCGCCACCCCCCCGUGGGUUCUACAUCCACGGUGAUGUUGGCACUGGGAAGACCAUGCUCAUGGACAUGUUUUACUCACAUGUGGCGAACAGCAGAAAAAAGAGGGUCCAUUUCAACGGCUUCAUGUUGGACGUACACCAACGGAUCCACAGACUGAAGCAGAGCUUGCCCAAACGAAGGAUAGGCAAAAUGACAAUAUAUGACCCCAUCUUGCCUGUUGCCAUGGAAAUUGGCGAGGAAACAUGCCUCUUAUGCUUUGAUGAGUUUCAGGUGACUGACAUAGCUGAUGCCCUCAUUCUGAAGCAGCUGUUUGAGGGCUUGUUUAAGUGUGGAGUGGUGGUGGUUGCCACUUCCAACCGGCCACCAGAAGAGCUCUACAAAAAUGGGCUUCAGAGAGAUGCUUUUGUGCCUUUCAUCGCUGUGCUCAAGGAGCACUGUCGCACUAUCAACCUGGACUCCAGAGUGGAUUACCGCAGGAGAGACCUGGAACCUGCCGGAAAACUCUAUUACCUCUCAAGUGAACCUGAUGCAGAGGCUGCAGUGAAUACGCUGUUUGAUGAACUGGCUUACAGACAAAAUGAUGUAACCAGGUCGAGAGUAUUGACUGUGCUGGGCAGGCAGGUGACACUGAGCAGAACCUGUGGAACCAUCGCCGACUGCACGUUUGAGGAACUGUGCAACAGACCUCUCGGAGCGAUCGACUAUUUGGAGAUCGCUCGUCAGUUUGACACUGUCUUUAUCCGGAAUGUUCCUCAGCUCACUCUCCGGUUGAAAAACCAAGCCAAACGCCUCAUCACAAUGAUAGACAACUUUUACGACAAAAAGGUGAGAGUGGUAAUGCUGGCGGACGCCCCGAUGGACCGUCUGUUUGAACGCGGCCCUCUGACCGGAGAGGAGGAGCGAGACCGCAUGAUGCUCGAUGACCUGGGCCUGACCAGUGAAGCAGAGGAGCGGCUGUCGUUAUUCACAGGAGAGGAGGAGAUCUUUGCGUCCCAGAGGACGGUGUCUCGUCUGGCUGAGAUGCAGACGGAGCAGUACUGGGUUCAAGGCGACAGGAGUCAGUCCAAAUCACCUCUUCAAAAGUAGCCCCCCCCCCCCUUCGCGCCCAUCCUACAUGACUCCAAAUCCACCCCCCCUCCCCAAUCUCAAGACACUAACAACCUCCCACAGCUGUGCAAUCGCCAACUUCCCCCAUAGACUGCUCUUCCUCAUCCCUUUCGCUGUUAAGCAACACAGCACAUACCAACCACACCGUUUCAAACUGUACUGCACAGAGGUGGAACAACUAUGCCCUGGAGUGACUGGAAGAUAUCUAGCACCCCCUAGUGGAUGACAUAAUUGUUUGUCAACAGAGGCAGCAUACAUGUACUUAAGUACUCUGGACAUCACUAUACGACCUAAGAGCUAAUGAUGUUAAGUAAUGAACUUUUAGGACUGCGUUGGCUGGAACAUUUAAUAUAUGUAAAU